CAUGCCGCCUCCACGCCACCGUCACCCCCACCUCUGUGCCACCCUCGGGUCCCUCCACAGGUGUCCACCCGACACCGGCACCCCCACCGUCAUCCCCCGCCUCACUGCCAUCCAUCCGUCACCCCGCACCGGUACCACCCCACACCCCCACACCGGUACCGCCCCCCGCCCCAGUCUGUUCCCAGGCCCCCAGGACACCCUGGCCUCGCUACCCCCCGGGAAGGACACUCAGGAGCCGGGGGGGGCCCCGCUGUGCCCCUGCAGCCCGGCCCCCCCCGGCCCCAUUCCGGAGAGGCUCCAGGCGCGGCGGCAGCUGAGCAUCGCUUGCAGCGUCUGCUGCCUCUUCAUGGUCGGGGAGGUGAUAGGCGGGUACCUGGCGCACAGCCUGGCCAUCAUGACGGACGCGGCCCACCUGCUGACGGACGUGGGCAGCAUGGCCGUCAGCCUCUUCUCGCUCUGGGUGUCCGCCCGCCCACCCACCGCCACCAUGACCUUCGGCUGGCAUCGCUCGGGUGAGGGGGGCUCGGCCGCGGGGCUGCCUGCGGUGGGGGGGGCCCGCUGACACCCCUGCCCCGCAGAGACGCUGGGCGCGCUGGCCUCCGUGCUGUCCAUCUGGGUGGUGACCGUGGCGCUGCUCUACCUGGCGGCCGCCCGCAUCCUCAGCGCCGAUUACGAGAUCGAGGCGCGCACCAUGCUGGCCACUUCCGCCUGCGCCGUGGGUGCCAACCUGGUCAUGGCCUACGUCCUGCACCAGGGUCACGGGCACGGCACGGGGGGCUAUGAGGAGCUGGGGGGUGGCUGCCUGCCCGGCCGUGCCCCCCUGCCUGGCAGCACCAGCGUCCGCGCCGCUUUCGUGCACGUGGUGGGGGACCUGCUGCAGAGCGUCGGCGUCCUGCUGGCUGCCACCAUCAUCUAUUUCAAGCCCCAGUGCAAGAUCGCAGACCCCAUCAGCACCCUCUUCUUCUCUGUCUUUGUGCUCGGCUCCACCAUCACCAUCCUCAGGGAUGUCUUCAGGGUUCUCAUGGAAGGAGCCCCGCGGGGCAUGGCAGUGGCGGCGGUGACAGAGGAGCUGCUGGCAGUCAGCGGGGUGAGGGCCAUCCAUGACCUACACGUCUGGGCGCUGACACCGAGCCACCCCCUGGUGUCGGUGCACGUGGCCGUGGAUGCCACCGCUGACCCCGAGACAGUGCUGCAGGAUGCCACGGGGCGGCUGCAGCAGAAGUUCGGCUUCACCGCGUGCACGGUGCAGGUGGAGCGGUACCGGGAGGCGGCAGGGGGCUGCCCACACGGCCACAGCCCUUUGGCAUGAGCCCCCACCCGCUGUGGGUUUGCAGCAGUGCCUGGGGGCCACGGCUGCGCCCUCCCGCCCUGCUGCCCCCACUGUGGGGCAGGGAGCAGGGCAGCGGGGGGCUGGAGCUCGGCCCCUUCCCCUCUUUGUGUGUCAGUGUCUGUGUCUGUC
Molecule: messenger RNA, 1459 nt
Organism: Numida meleagris (helmeted guineafowl)
Lineage: Eukaryota; Metazoa; Chordata; Aves; Galliformes; Numididae
Gene: SLC30A3
Product: solute carrier family 30 member 3
Exons: 6
Coding region: 692-1309 (205 amino acids)
Biological process (GO): response to zinc ion; zinc ion transmembrane transport
Cellular component (GO): plasma membrane
Molecular function (GO): zinc ion transmembrane transporter activity
Source: RefSeq, a predicted model, not a curated record